Priceomyces carsonii is the source of this 387-nucleotide messenger RNA. RefSeq lists its product as uncharacterized. Lineage: Eukaryota; Fungi; Ascomycota; Pichiomycetes; Serinales; Debaryomycetaceae. The transcript has a single exon. The coding region runs from base 1 to 387 and encodes 128 amino acids. The record is from RefSeq and is a predicted model, not a curated record.
AUGACAGACAAUGAUCCGACAUCUCCAGAGAACUAUUCGCAGCGUGAUUUGUUGUUGCUUUCCCAACUUCUUUAUACAAAUGGACUAUUAGAUGUCUCAUCACUAACUGCGAACACGAAGAAGCUUGAUGAAAUAAUUCAAGAGUGGUUUGACCACAAGAGUACCAAGCUUUCACUUGCAUCUGGAACUUUGCAUAUCACAAUACCGCCUACUCCUAAUCAAGUAUUAAGUCUCUACGAUAAACUAUUGGCUCAAAGUGAUUGCGACAACACUACAGAUUUGGCUAAUUUUUUGUAUUACAAUAGAAUCGAAGAGCUCGAGCGAAUCAUAGACGAACAAAAGAAUGAAUUUAACAGCAUAUUAUCAGAUUCAAAGCAGAGUAGUUAA